Opisthorchis viverrini is the source of this 1867-nucleotide messenger RNA. RefSeq lists its product as hypothetical. NCBI's taxonomy places the organism in Eukaryota, Metazoa, Platyhelminthes, Trematoda, Opisthorchiida, Opisthorchiidae. Gene Ontology annotation, molecular function: amidase activity; fatty acid amide hydrolase activity. Gene Ontology annotation, biological process: fatty acid catabolic process. Bases 35 to 1867 code for a protein of 610 amino acids. The transcript has 2 exons. The record is from RefSeq and is a predicted model, not a curated record.
CGUUCGUGCCAACACUUCCAUUGUCGUGAACUCAAUGAUGGCUGAACUGAUUGAGAUGCACUGGACUAUGCUCAUCGGUUGGCUUGCAAAGCGCAGCAUCAGGCGGAUCUGUAUAUCGUGUGGAGUGACAGCUCUGAUGUUCCAUCUGAUCCGACGUCUUUAUCAGCAGCAUCAGCAGAAUGAGAGGUUACGGAAGAAGCGAGACUCUGUCAAGCAGAACAUCAAUGCUGUGAGAUCCCAACUGGCACAGGUGGACGUUACCGAUGAUUUACUGGCGCUCACGGACUUGGGAUUGGGUGAGCUGAGCCAAAAGAUUGCUUCUGGAGAUGUUACACCAAUCCAGUUGCUUCACGCUUUCCAGACCAAGGCACUGCAAUUGUAUGAGAAGGGCAAUUCAGGGAUUUGUGAAUUCGUUCUACAGGCGCAAUCCGUUUUUGAAGGUAGUUCGAUUGAGGAGGAACAGGAGGAGCAUUUGUCAACAAUGCGAAAAUCCCCACUGUACGGCAUCCCGAUUAGCUUGAAGGAAACAUUUUGUAUGAAGGGAUAUGACAGUACUGGAGGUCUGAUUAAGCGCUGCAAUUCUCCAAUGGAAGAAGAUUGUGUGUUGGUCACCGUAUUACGGAAGGCUGGUGCUAUCCCAUUUGUUCGAACAACAACAUCACAAGCUAUGCGUGCUCUCGACGGAACGAACCCUGUGUUUGGCGACACGACCAAUCCAGUCAAUGCGUCUAGGAUAGUUGGCGGUAGUUCGAGUGGUGAGGCGGCUUUGGUUGCACAACGUGGUGCACCUGUAGGAAUCGCCAGUGAUAUUGGAGGUAGCACUCGUAUCCCCGCGGCAUUUUGUGGUCUGGCCAGUUUGAAGCCCACGGUGAAUAGACUGAGUUCAGUGGGUUGUCUUAAUCUGGCAAGGCACUCGGUUCUUGUGUUACAAGCUUGUCCGGGUCCUGUAGCGAGAAAGGUAGAUGAUUUGGCAGGUGUACUGCGUAGUCUGCUGACGCCAGUGAUGUUUGAUUUGGAUCCGCGCGUUCCAACUAUGCCGUUUAACGAAGAAGCAUUUAACGGUUCCACUAAGAAAAAAUUGACAAUAGGUUUCUACAGAACCUUCCGUGACCCGUGCUUGGUGCCUGCCGCUGCUGUGGUCGGUGAAGCUAUAAAUCACGCUGUAUCUAUUCUCGGAAAAGCUGGACAUCGAAUCGUUCGGUUCAAGCCCCCAAACCCGGCCAAGGCCUAUAAACUAUUCCUCCGAUGCAUCUUUGCUGAUGGGGGCUGGGAACUGCGCCGCCUUCUAUCCAACGAGCCCGUGGUAUCUCAUCUUCGUUUCCUCAACCUUGUGCUGUCCUCUCCGAGAUGGCUAAAGUUCACUAUCGACAUUUUCGCCAGAUUUGUUGGCUUUGGACCGGUAGCAGUUGCGCACACAAUGGGUGGUCUUCGAAGUGCUCAAGCUGCAAUUGAUCUCCUCGUUGCUGUUCGUGAAUAUCAAAAGGAAUUUCAUAAGAGUUGGCUGGAGGCUGGAGAUCUGGACGCCGUUGUUUGUCCGGCCUUUCCGUAUCCGGCGCCGCCAGUAGACACACGCGCCAUGUUUGUGAUGCCUGGCAUUGCCUAUGUGUCAUUGUAUAAUCUUGUUGAUUAUCCAGCUGGUACUGUGUCAACGGGAUUCGUAGACCAUGUAAACAUCAUUGAAUCAAACAAGCUAGCCAUUGACAAACAUCUCGAGGGUGAUAGGUACGGUUCAAGGAUAGCUGCAAUGCAGAAAGGCAGCGAAGGAUUACCGGUUGUGGUUCAGGUUGUGGGAAGACCAUUUCAGGAGGAAACCGUACUUCGUGUUAUGCGUGUCAUCGAGGAAGGCGCUUCUACUCGUGCAGGUUAA